AAGUACGUUACGUAAACCUCUUUGGUUACGUUACGUAAGUUCCAGAGAGCAGGAAGUGUGAUGUGGCUCUGACUUCCAACAAAAAUGUCAGCCAUUUUUAACUUCCAGUCGCUGCUAACAGUGAUUCUCCUCCUGAUCUGUACCUGUGCCUACAUCAGAGCGCUGGCUCCCAGCUUGCUAGACAAGAACAAGACCGGGCUUCUAGGAAUUUUCUGGAAGUGUGCCAGAAUAGGUGAGCGGAAGAGCCCCUGGGUGGCUUGCUGCUGUGUCAUCAUGGCUUUUAGUAUAUUGUUUCUACAGUAGCAGUCCAACGAAAACCACAAAUGGAAACAUUGGGGAAAUGAACAGACAACAAGGCAUGGACAGUACGAUCCUAGAAGCACAACAGGACCUCCAGUGGUUGCCACUCAGAUAAUGUAAAAACGGAGACCCGUCACCACUCACCGUAGCCACGGAGAGACAUAAUGUGUCUGUGCGGGAGGAAGGGUGACCUGAUAGCCCCAGAGUGUGUCUAGAUUCCUCCACAGACCCCCAGGUCUGUCCUUGUGUUUGCUUAUGUGGACCGUUUACACCAGAUGUAUAUGUGUUCUAUCAGUUCUUUCUGUUAUCUGCCAUUUAGUGUAAAGGAAAAACAUCACAAUGUGUGAUCGAAUGAUACAUGGUUUGUCAAAACAUUUCAAACUGAUUUUUUUUCCCCCUUUGAGUUUGUCACAAUUGCAUCGACCCCCCCAAAAGUUUGUUGCAUCUAAAAAUGCUGAUUAUAUUCCACAGCAAACAAAAUGGGAUGACAGCUCUUCAGAUGUCAAAUUGUCCUACAUGUAUUUGUCACAGAGAGCUACUGAUGCUUUUAAAGUCAGUUUGUUGCUAUUUAUUAAAGAACAUUUUUGGAAAUGUGGUUUGAAAAGACUGAAUUUUUUUUUUUUUCAUUUUAACUCAUUUUGAUUCGUGUUUGCUGUUGACAUCUGUUUGUUAAAUUGUAAUAAUGCCGCACUGUAAGGUGAAGUAUCAUUAAUAAUGACUUCAAACAUGCAAAAUAUACACAUU
Molecule: messenger RNA, 1044 nt
Organism: Toxotes jaculatrix (banded archerfish)
Lineage: Eukaryota; Metazoa; Chordata; Actinopteri; Toxotidae
Gene: tmem167a
Product: transmembrane protein 167A
Exons: 4
Coding region: 85-303 (72 amino acids)
Biological process (GO): intracellular transport; protein secretion
Source: RefSeq, a predicted model, not a curated record